Rhincodon typus (whale shark) is the source of this 605-nucleotide messenger RNA. It is a transcript of the gene atp5if1, whose product is annotated as ATP synthase inhibitory factor subunit 1. Gene Ontology annotation, biological process: negative regulation of ATP-dependent activity. The transcript is spliced from 3 exons. Gene Ontology annotation, molecular function: ATPase inhibitor activity. Lineage: Eukaryota; Metazoa; Chordata; Chondrichthyes; Orectolobiformes; Rhincodontidae. Gene Ontology annotation, cellular component: mitochondrion. Bases 154 to 498 code for a protein of 114 amino acids. The record is from RefSeq and is a predicted model, not a curated record.
GGGCCCAGCUUCCGACGGACGGAGCUCAUGAUCACGUGGGUCUAGGGGCGAGGCCCAGCUUCUGAUUGACAGGGCCUGGGUCACGUGGUGCGGGCGGCUUACUCUCCUGCGGACGGCUGGAUCGGUUGCCGUUCGGUCAUUACAAGGGCGGAGAUGAUGGCGCGUCUGCUGCUGUUCCGGAGUCAGUUCGUCGUCGCUCGGCAGUUGCGGGCUUACAACGACGGUAGCCAGCUGGGAGAGCUCGGCAAGGGCGCUGGAAAAGGAGGUGGUGGUGGAGGUAGCAUAAGAGAAGCUGGGGGUGCAUUCGGCAAAAGGGAGGCAGCAAUAGAGGAAAAAUACUUCAGGGAAAAGGAAAUGGAACAGAUUGAAAAUCUGAGGAAACAUCAUCAAGAGGAGAUUAACCAUCAUGAGCAGGAAAUACAGCGUUUACAGAAUGAGAUUAAACGCCACAAGCAUCAGAUCAAGAAGCUGAAGCAUGAUGGCUAUGACAGUGACUAGAUUUCUAAUGUUUCUGUGUUGCUUAGAUUAUCUCAAUCAUAGCAUUAAUGGUGGACUCAUAAUUGUGCUUGAAUGUAAAUUGUUAAAUAAAAAUACACUGUUCACUA